Ochotona curzoniae (black-lipped pika) is the source of this 561-nucleotide messenger RNA. RefSeq names its product family with sequence similarity 180 member A (gene FAM180A). NCBI's taxonomy places the organism in Eukaryota, Metazoa, Chordata, Mammalia, Lagomorpha, Ochotonidae. The coding region runs from base 1 to 561 and encodes 186 amino acids. The record is from RefSeq and is a predicted model, not a curated record. The transcript is spliced from 3 exons.
AUGUGCUGGAAGACAUUGCUGCUUCUGCUGUUGUAUUACAACGCACAGGCUACCGUGUCCCACAGGUGGAACAGGGCCCUGCUCUUCCCUGCUGCCCAUCGGCCGAAGCGGUCCUCAUCCUUGCCCUUGAACCCAGUCCUGCAGACCUCCCUGGAGGAGGUGGAACUGCUCUAUGAGUUCCUGCUGGCCGAGCUCCGCAUCAGCCCAGACCUGAAGAUCUCCAUCAAGGACGAGGAGCUCGACUCCCUGAGAAAGGCCUCGGCCUUCCGCACAGUCUGCAAUGACGUCAUCCCUAAGCGCCUCCCGGACAUCCGCAGGCUGAGCGCCAGCCUCGCUGGCCGCCCGGGCAUCCUCAGGAGAGAGGACUUCGAAAGGACCGUGCUGACCCUGGCCUACACGGCCUACCGCACCGCCCUGGCCCACGGGUAUCAGAAGGACGUCUGGGCCCAGUCGCUGGUUAGCCUCUUCCAGGCGCUGAGACAGGACUUGCUGCGGUCCUCAGGCCCCAGAGCAUCUCCCUCGGAGCAGGCACCUGCACACACGGCAAUCCAGAAAGUCUGA